This is a messenger RNA of Canis lupus familiaris (dog), 2478 nucleotides long. RefSeq names its product mediator complex subunit 17 (gene MED17). The record is from RefSeq and is a predicted model, not a curated record. Gene Ontology annotation, biological process: regulation of transcription by RNA polymerase II. Gene Ontology annotation, cellular component: core mediator complex; mediator complex. The transcript has 12 exons. The coding region runs from base 173 to 2128 and encodes 651 amino acids. Lineage: Eukaryota; Metazoa; Chordata; Mammalia; Carnivora; Canidae. Gene Ontology annotation, molecular function: transcription coregulator activity.
GCUCCUCCGGAAGCCGGGAGCGCCGGCCCUGCGGGGCGGGGAGCUCCGGGGCCUUCCGGGAACGUCGCGAGGAACCUCGGCUUUGUCUCCCGCCCCACCGCGGCGCGGGGAUUCCGGGGUCCGCGGAGGCGCCUCUGCUCCGCGCCUCGGGCUUCGGGCCGCCGCCGCCAGCAUGUCUGGAGUCCGCGCCGUGCGCAUCAGCAUCGAGUCGGCCUGCGAGAAGCAGGUCCAGGAGGUGGGCCUGGAUGGCACCGAGACGUACCUGCAGCCGCUGUCCAUGUCGCAGAACCUGGCGCGCCUGGCGCAGCGGAUCGACUUCAGCCAGGGCUCGGGCUCCGAGGAGGAGGAGGCGGCGGGCGCCGACGGCGACGCGCAGGACUGGGCGGCCGGCGGCUCCAGCGCGGACCAGGACGACGAGGAAGGAUUGGUGAAAUUUCAACCUUCCCUUUGGCCUUGGGACUCAGUGAGGAACAAUUUGAGAAGUGCCCUGACAGAGAUGUGUGUUCUCUACGAUGUCCUCAGUAUUGUGAGGGAUAAAAAAUUUAUGACUCUUGAUCCUGUCUCUCAGGAUGCACUUCCUCCAAAACAGAAUCCUCAGACACUGCAGUUGAUUUCUAAAAAGAAGUCACUCGCUGGAGCAGCGCAGAUCCUGCUAAAAGGGGCAGAAAGACUGACCAAAUCAGUUACUGAAAACCAAGAAAAUAAGCUGCAAAGAGACUUCAACUCUGAGCUUUUGCGAUUACGGCAACAUUGGAAACUCAGAAAAGUGGGGGAUAAAAUUCUUGGAGAUCUGAGCUACAGAAGUGCAGGAUCUCUCUUUCCCCAUCAUGGUACAUUUGAAGUAAUAAAGAAUACAGAUAUUGAUCUGGAUAAGAAGAUACCUGAAGAUUACUGUCCUCUUGAUGUUCAAAUUCCUAGUGAUUUAGAAGGGUCUGCCUAUAUCAAGGUUUCAAUACAAAAACAGGCUCCGGACAUAGGUGAUCUGGGCACAGUCAACCUCUUCAAACGACCUUUUCCCAAAUCCAAACCAGGUUCCCCACAUUGGCAGACAAAAUUAGAAGCAGCACAAAAUGUUCUCUUGUGUAAAGAAAUUUUUGCCCAGCUCUCCCGAGAAGCUGUUCAAAUUAAGUCACAGAUCCCUCACAUUGUGGUGAAAAACCAGAUUAUCUCUCAACCCUUCCCAAGCUUACAGUUACUGAUUUCUUUGUGCCAUUCCUCAAAUGAUAAGAAAUCCCAAAAAUCUGCUACUGAGAAGCAAAGUCCAGAGGACCAUCUUUAUGUCUUAGAGCAUAAUUUGCAUCUACUAAUUAGAGAGUUUCAUAAACAGACCUUGAGUUCCAUCAUGAUGCCCCAUCCAGCAAGCGCACCUUUUGGUCACAAGAGAAUGAGACUUUCAGGUCCUCAAGCUUUUGAUAAAAAUGAAAUUAAUUCACUACAAUCCAGUGAAGGGCUUCUGGAAAAAAUAAUUAAACAAGCAAAGCAUAUUUUCCUGAGGAGCAGGACUGCUGCGACCAUUGACAGCUUAGCAAGUCGCAUUGAGGACCCUCAGAUACAGGCACACUGGUCGAAUAUUAAUGAUGUUUAUGAGUCUAGUGUGAAGGUUUUAAUCACAUCACAAGGUUAUGAACAGAUAUGCAAGUCCAUUCAGCUGCAGUUAAAUGUCGGAAUUGAGCAGAUCCGAGUGGUACACAGAGAUGGAAGAGUGAUUGCAUUGUCUCAUCAGGAGCAGGAGCUCCAGGAUUUCCUUCUGUCCCAGAUGUCACAGCAUCAGGUGCAUGCAGUUCAGCAGCUCGCCAAGGUUAUGGGCUGGCAGGUGCUCAGCUUCAGUAACCAUGUGGGACUUGGGCCCAUAGAGAGCAUCGGCAAUGCGUCUGCCAUCACGGUGGCUUCCCCGAGUGGCGACUAUGCUAUUUCAGUUCGUAACGGCCCUGAAAGUGGCAGCAAGAUCAUGGUUCAGUUUCCCCGUAACCAGUGUAAAGAUCUUCCCAAAAGUGAUGUUUUACAAGAUAGCAAAUGGAAUCAUCUUCGUGGACCAUUCAAAGAAGUUCAGUGGAAUAAAAUGGAAGGUCGAAACUUUGUUUAUAAAAUGGAGCUGCUUAUGUCUGCACUUAGCCCUUGCCUGCUAUGAUUUUUGUUUCCAGAACAGUUUCUAGAUUAUUUUUUUCCAGAGAAUUUUCCAGAAAUGGACAUGCAAAGAUGAACUUUAAGCACAAGGAGAAAUUUUCCAAAGGAGUAUUGUUUUAAAAAAAAAUAAUGAGCAAAUGUUUACCUGGCAUUUUGAAAGCUUUCACUUUAUAAGUGACAAGUGCUUUGAAAUGCAGAGGCUUAUGUACAGAUAUAUAUGGUGUGGGAAGACACAAAGCAACUUUUUUAUGCAAUUAACUUGAAAUGUUACUAAUUUAUGGGUUUGAAUUCAACUUUUUAAAUAUUCCUUUGAUGUUGACAUCAAAUAAAGCAUAUGGUUAAAAAUUCCAGAUA